Messenger RNA from Colletotrichum higginsianum IMI 349063, 966 nucleotides. RefSeq lists its product as uncharacterized. NCBI's taxonomy places the organism in Eukaryota, Fungi, Ascomycota, Sordariomycetes, Glomerellales, Glomerellaceae. Bases 1 to 966 code for a protein of 321 amino acids. The transcript has 4 exons. The record is from RefSeq and is a predicted model, not a curated record.
AUGACCCUGUCCACCUUUCAUGCCGACUUGUACUUGUUCGCAAUGGCUGACGUUUGCGUCAGCCAGCAGUGUGGGCUAUGUUGCUUCAAGCUCUAUAACGGCGAGGAUAUUAUAGCUGGUGCCUGCACGGCGACUCUCUGCUGUUCUCGAGGUGUUGACAUACAACUACGAACCCGCAAGGUCGGAUACCAACUGGGCUGUACUAUAGCCAACUCACGCACAACUGUUAUCGGCAUGUCCCAACGAAUCUGGGCCCACUUCACAACGUUUGAGGGCGUUGAUUACAUAGCACCCCUGAACAACGCGGCAGACCAUCUUCACGCUGAGCUCAUUUUCGAACCCGACCCUGCUCGCUCUGUGAAGACUGUCUACAUCGCGGAGAACCAUCUUGGUGCCAGACAGAUAAUCUUCCAUCACUCGGAAACACCCCUGGCACUGGAGCCAUGCGAGGAGCUAUGGUGGCGAAAUCUCCACCUCAAGGGUCCUACCAAACUUGUGCUGCAGAGCGAUCUGGAGGAGUCCCCGCCGCCGAAUAGAAUGUCGUCGUUGCUGUUGAACGAUUCGGGUAUCAUCGGCUACGCCUUUUAUUGGAAGCUUCGUCUCGUGUCCAUGCAUGCCGUCACUUCGGAGCAAGACUUGUCAUUUUACGACAGGGAUCAUGAUGGCCUCUGGAUAUACGUCCCACUUCUUGAGCGAGAGUUGAUUACUGAAAUCUGGAUACGUGGCCAAACGAAAUGGGACAUGUCGUUGAUCCUGAAGACAAGCCGGGAUCGCGUCGUCAAUGUGGGGCCUCACCUGACGAUCAUGCCUUGGACUCCCGUCAGAUUGUUAGAGCGUCCGAACCAACAAACAGCCAGCUGGAUUCUCUUUGAGUUGUCGCGGGUUGGCAUCCGCAACAUGGGAUUCGCCGGCGGCUGGCUACACCAUUUCUCUUCCAGCACUAACGUCCAAGAACCCCGGGAAUGA